AUGACUAUCUCCGAUUUCCCUGAAACGAAAGAUGACGACUCGGUGUUGAAGCCCACUGAGACCGUGACUCAGGAUGUCGUGUUUGGCGAGAUCACAGAAGAUGGACCAAACUAUCGCAAUGUGAGCUUUCCAGGAACGAUCAUCCUGAUGAUGAAAACCCAGAUUGGCCUAGGAGUUCUCUCCAUCCCAAUGGCUUUCGACUACCUAGGCAUUGUGCCUGGUGUUAUUUGCCUUUGCGCCAUCGCAGUUGUCACCACAUGGUCUGACUACGUUAUUGGUACCUUCAAGCUCAACCAUCGUGAGGUGUAUGGCAUCGAUGAUGCUGCUGCUUUGAUAUUUGGUCCAAUCGGCCGUUGGGCUUUAUCAGUUAUAUUCUGUCUUUAUUGGGUAUUUGUCAGCGGUUCCGGCAUUCUUGGAAUCUCCAUCGGGUUGAAUGCACUCUCUACGCAUGGCACAUGCACGGCUGUGUUUUCUAUGGCUGCCGCUAUUCUUGGUUUCUGUUUUAGUAGUGUGCGUACGCUUGGUCGUGUCACUUGGCUAGCAUGGAUUGGGCUUCCAUGCAUCCUCGUUGCGGUUAUGAUCGUCACCAUUGCCGUUGCCCUCCGGGAUCGACCUGCUGCUGCGCCGAUGACCGAAGGCCCCUGGGUCUCUGAUGUCAAAAUGUUUGGCAACCCAUCUUUCACAGAAGGUGUUACAGCAGUCUGCAAUCUUGUGUUUGCUUUUUCGGGCACGCCGGGAUUUUUCGCGAUCAUAUCGGAAAUGCGCAAUCCUCGUCAGUACACGCCAGCUAUGCUCGUUUGCCAGGGCGGUGUCACUACUAUAUACUCUGUUGUCGGUUGCGUCGUCUACUAUUACUGCGGCUCUUACGUCUCCUCGCCCGCUCUGGGCUCGGCUGGUGGUACUAUAAAGCAAAUCGCUUAUGGUUUCGCGUUGCCAGGGUUGAUUGUUACUACAACGAUUGUCACACACGUAAGACCACAUAUGCAGAUACCAGCCAAGUAUAUUUUCGUUCAUCUCCUCCGCGGCUCUCGACAUUUAAACAGCAACAGUCUCGUUCAUUGGGGAUGCUGGCUCGGCUGUACCUUCGGUGUCACCGUGGUCGCGUACAUCAUCGCUAGUAGUAUUCCUAUUUUCGAUUCACUCGUUUCUCUUAUCGGUUCGCUGCUCGGGACAAUUUUAUGCUUCCAACCCUAUGGCUGUAUGUGGCUAUAUGACAACUGGGGGAAAGCUAAAGGUAGUUCCCGGUCUUGGUUGAUUAUGGUAGGAUUUAGCAUCGUCGUCAUAGUCGUCGGACUUUCUUGA
Molecule: messenger RNA, 1302 nt
Organism: Penicillium egyptiacum
Lineage: Eukaryota; Fungi; Ascomycota; Eurotiomycetes; Eurotiales; Aspergillaceae
Source: the annotation of a GenBank genome assembly